This is a messenger RNA of Anolis sagrei ordinatus, 1474 nucleotides long. It is a transcript of the gene ZMAT4, whose product is annotated as zinc finger matrin-type 4. NCBI's taxonomy places the organism in Eukaryota, Metazoa, Chordata, Lepidosauria, Squamata, Anolidae. The record is from RefSeq and is a predicted model, not a curated record. Gene Ontology annotation, molecular function: nucleic acid binding; zinc ion binding. Gene Ontology annotation, cellular component: nucleus.
AGCUAAAGAGCAAGAGGAAGGCUGCGUUGGAGCCAGGACCGGCUGAGCAUCACAAGCGCAGCCCACCAAUCGCAGGGCCCUGGAGGUGGAGCGUGAGUGCCAGCAAAUAAUUCCUAAAUGCAUUUCCAGCCCAGUUGGUCUCGGCUGCUGGAAGAUCUGGAUGCAGGGAGGGAAAGCCAGGCAGGCUGACACCCCACGACAGACGGACAGACGACGAAGGAGAGCGAGUCCCCAGCAUCCAUCCGCUGAGCAUCCCUAUAGCCCAUCUUCCCUGGGCUGCUGCCUUGGGCAGGUUCUGUUGCAUUUCCUCCCAGCGAAAGAUGAAGUCAUCGGAUAUUGACCAAGACCUGUUCACGGAAAGUUACUGCAAAGUGUGCAGCGCUCAGCUCAUAUCGGAAUCUCAACGUGUGGCUCAUUACGAGAGUCGGAAACAUGCGAGCAAAGUGCGGCUUUACUACAUGCUCCAUCCGUUAGACGGAGGCUGUCCGGCAAAGAAGCUGCGGUCAGAAAAUGGAAAUGAAGACGACCCGGUGGAUAAGAACAAAUGCUGUACGCUCUGCAAUAUGUCUUUCACUUCGGCCGUCGUGGCUGAGUCACACUAUCAAGGGAAAAUCCACGCCAAAAGAUUAAAACUGUUGCUUGGCGAGCAGCCAUCCAUAAAGACCACAGAGACCAACCUGAGCAACCUAAAGCAGCCCCACGUGGACAACUCGCCGGUGGUAUCUCCGCCCCACCAGAGAAGAGACUCCGACAGGUACUGCCAGCUUUGCGCGGCGUGGUUUAACAACCCCAUGAUGGCGCAGCAACACUACGACGGCAAAAAACACAAAAAGAACGCAGCCCGGGCUGAUUUGCUAGAGCAACUAGGGAAGACGCUGGACCUAGGAGAGUUGAGAGGCCUGAAGCGGAGCUAUACCUGCAACAUCUGCAACGUCACUCUAAACUCAAUAGAACAGUAUCACGCACACCUGAAGGGCUCCAAACAUCAGACCAACCUGAAGAAUCAGUAGAGGACGAAUGCCCGGAAGUGGGACCGGACUCCGGCUCUUUCUUCCAGAAAGAAGGAUUCUUUGCCUGGGACUUGGGAUGCUUUCUUGGACAAUGAGCACUUCCGACGUGGCACCAUUAAUGUAUAGCUAACCUUUGCUUUGGACAAUGAAUGGAGUUUACUUUUAUUUUUCUUUCGUGGUGUGUAACACGAUUCAGGUGGAUUUUUUUACCCUUCGGAGAUAGAGUCUAUAUAUUCGACAUGAGAUCCAGAGUAUCUUUAACAGACAAACAAACAAACAUGUAAGAUAUAUCAGCCGUCUUUGGAGACCAUUGGAAUACAAUAUUUUUCUUUCUUUCUUCUCAUUUUUUUUUCAUAUUUAUUCUUAGAUUUCUUCAGAGAGUAUAUGAUCCUAUUAAAUUAUCCAUGAUUGUGAUGUAAGUAAACAGUCUUAAGCAAGAAAUAAACAUGAUAUCUUCACCAUAA